Messenger RNA from Notodromas monacha, 4687 nucleotides. The record is from the annotation of a GenBank genome assembly. NCBI's taxonomy places the organism in Eukaryota, Metazoa, Arthropoda, Ostracoda, Podocopida, Cyprididae.
AAACCCGCAGAUGCAUCGAAUCGAUAAAAUUUGAAAGAUCAACAAAGAUCACGUGCUUCAAACGCUGAUGGAAAAAACUUAAUGCGGAGAAGUGAGUCCUUUUUAAAGGAAGGCCAGGACACGAUCAAAGGCCAAACGCUUUCGUUCCCGCGCUUCAUUCGAGUCUCGAAUGAGAACAGAUAACAAAAAAUAUGGCGGGCAGAGAAUUUUGCACAGUUUUUGCCAUUUUCGUCACCGCUUUUGUCCAGUUGCCCGCAAGUGUGUUUCUGGCACCACAAGCCGGCCAUUCCGAAUGCGGAUUUCUGCAUUGCAACAAGUGGAAGAAAGAUGCUUUGAAUGUUCACCUGGUGCCACUUUACAGACACCCGAACUUCCUAAAAACUGAACAUUCUCUCAAGGAUUAUCUGGAUUCAGGUCACCAGCAGAUCGUCGAAUCUUACAUCGCAGAGCUGGUAAAAGAUCCGACGAGAAGAUUUUUGGAAACUGAAUUGACGCUGUUUUCGAGAAGACUCAAAUCGUCCAACGAAAUUGACCAAGCGGCCGUGAAAACUCUCGUGGAAAACGGUCAACUGGAAUUCGGCACCGGAUCCUUGACCUCGUCUGACGAGGUCACUUCCACUUACAUUGACCUCUUGGACUCGCUGUCUUCGGGCCACAGGUUUUUGGAGAGUACUUUCGGGAAAUGCUCAGUGCCAAAAUCAGCUUGGCAACAAGAACAAUUCGGCCACUCUUCCGCCCAAGCCUCCAUUUUUGCCAAUUCUGGAUUCAAUGGAUUGUUCGUGUCCAACAUCAACCAGCGCGCGUACAACCGGAGAUACUUUCACAAGACCUUGGAAUCAUUGUGGCAAACUUCUCAACCAAUCGGAAAAACGUCUCAAAUAUUCACUUCGGUGCUUUUCGGAAAUGAUGGCUUCACUGAGGGGUUCUGCUUCGAUUUAUCCAAGUGCAACAACUCACUGGUGGACAACAAAAUCUACUCGGCGAUUGACCAACGAACCAGGGCGGAAAAGUUCAUUCAGUGGAUCCAGUUCCAGCGCAAUGCUUCACGCAGCGGCCACUUGCUGAUUCCUAUGGUAGCCGACUUCCACUUGAAGCCGGCCCAGGAAUGGUUCCAAGACAUCGAUUCAUUCAUCAAGUUGAUGAACUCCGCUACGGACGACAUGUACCUGCUCUACUCCACCCCGUCCUGCUACCUCAACGCCGUCCACGAAGACGACCUGAAAUGGCCCCAGAGUCCCAAGGACGACUUCGAAUUUUUGCCUCGCAGUAGCGAGGACGUUGGCAGAUACGUCACCAGGUCUAAACUCAAACGCACCCAUCGGGAAUUGAGCUCCAAACUACAGGCAGGAAAACAGUGGGCGGCCAUUUCCCGGUUCGACAGCUUGACAAAACAUCUCCAGUUUCUUCGCGACGCAGUUGCACUGAGUUUGCAGCACACGGUACUCACCGGGUCUUCGUCAAUUGAGGCAAUUGCGGGUUUCCAGCGGACCUUCGAGAACGCGGAUCGGGCCUUUGAUGACAUGUUUUCGUUUUCGGCCGACAGCGUGUUGGGAACGAGAACAGGAUCGUCCAGUACACACGUGUUCUGCGAACAAAAACUGACGGAGAUGAAAUGCCAACUCACAGAACAAAUCACAAGCGGAUAUUUCGUCGUCACUGUGUAUAAUCCGUCGCCGAGAUCACAGUCAUACCUCGUCACAUUCCCGACACCGAAAGGGAAGCCACAAAAUUACCUCGUCACUUCUCCAGAAGGCACGAAGUUGGCUGUCGACGUUGUACCGGAACCCUCACUCGGCGCCGGAACUGGGCAAUACAGGGCCAAUUUCAUGGCCGCUGAAUUGGCACCACUGUCUUUCACUAGUUUCCAUGUCAGCGUGUUGCCGGAAGAUGAGAACAAUAGGCCGAAACAAGAGCUGAGCGCCGAUGCAACCUCAGACCUCGUCUUUGAGAACCACUUUUACACACUGACAAUGGAUGCAUCGCGGGGAUCAAUUAAAUCAUUAGCGCGCAAGGACUCACCUCAUGUGAGGAUUCACCUUCGCCAAGACUUUUUGGUCUACACUCAGCAAAACAAUCCUCAGCUCUCCAAACACACCUUUUUGCCUGACAAUGAAAUCGCCAACCUUCUCAGCGACAGCACCAAGGUCACAUUCAUCAGAGGCGAUGUCCUGACUGAAAUCCGCAUACGUGCUGCUGACAAGGCCAUGCAUAUCUUGAGGCUUUUCCCAGGCAGUGAUGCCAUUGAAUCUCACUGGCUGUUGGAUACCACCAAGAUCAAAUUCACCACAGACCUGAAAAGCAAUUUCGCAUUCUACACUGAUUCGAAUGGAAAGCACAGUGUGAAGCGUAUCCUCAACUACCGGGGAUCCCACAAGAAUAUUUCCCGAUUCGGCGAAGACGUGUAUCCCGUCACAAGUUGGGCUUUCCUGCGAGAUGACCUGAUUUCAGGGCUACCCAGGCAAUUCACUGUCAUUACUGAUCGCACUCAAGCUGCUUCCAGUUUCCGUAAUGGAGAACUAGAAUUCAUGUUGUACUGGCCAAGAGACAAAGAAGAGAGUCCCACAGGCGACUCCCUUCUUCACGGAGUCCACAAGUUCGUGCUGGAUUCGGACGUAAAAUCGGAGUCUUCUUACAAAACAGAAGCGCUGUCGACCUCAAGGGCCCCGAUUCUUUCCUUCAGACCAGAAGAAAGCUCUGCCAGUGACUGGAUGGUCAGAGGAACAACAAAGAUGAGUUUGCUGAAAAAACCCUUGCCUGAAAACGUCGUCUUGACUUCGAUUGAACCCUGGGCGCAGGACUCGUUGCUGCUCCGUCUGGAACACCUUCUCGAAAACAAGCAAAACUCCGAUAAAUCCGGACAAACUGCGCAAGCACGAGUUGACAUCAUGGAAUUGAUUCAACCAGCACCGAAAAGUGUCAAAGAAACCUACUUGACCGGAACAUACUAUCGAGUUCCAGCCCUGACGUGGAAGCCAGAAACAGGGGAAGAAAUCCAACUACCGCCACAUGAGGAACACGAAAAUACAGGGAUCAUCACCCUCAAUCCUGGCGAAAUCCGCGCUUCGCCGUUCCCUUCUGAAGUAAAUUGCUCCGUCACUGGAAGGGAACUAGCGUCUUCGACCACCAACGACACCCAUGACACGUCUCCGCGCCCGCGCGGGCACCAUUUCAUGACCCCGGACCCUUAAGGUGGCAAGAUCGUCCUGGAAAUGUUCGACAAGUUCUCCCUCUUGAAAUCGGUCGUCACUACUCGCGGCGCUCGAACAGAUUCUCCCAUAUUCCGUUUGCAUUACGCGUUCACCGUUGCUGUGUUGUCUUGUGCGACUGUGUUGGUGUCCGGUACUCAAUGGGUUGGAAAAUCCAUCCAUUGUGCCUUCAACAAGCAGCUCUUCAGCGAGGACUACAUAGAAGCAAUUUGUUGGGUGAACGGGACGUAUUAUCAUCCGAAUGAUAAGAUCCCGAGCAGCACUCAGGUGGCUCCACACAUUCGACCUGGGCGUGGGUCAAUCGCCGAUGGAGACAUCAGAUACGUGCAGUAUUACCAAUGGGUGGCGUUUUGCUUGGUGUUUCAGGCAAUCUUGUUCUACAUUCCACGUUGGAUUUGGAAAGAGCUGGAAGGAGGAACGGUGGAGCGUUUGCUGAAGCAGCCCUCGACUGUGGCCCCUUACUUGUGCCAUAAUUCGAAAAGGAGCAACAGGUAUUUUGCCUGCUACAUGCUCGCUGAGGUCUUGGCCAUGGGUAACCUGAUCGGGCAAAUGUUCCUUCUUGACAAGUUUUUUGACGGCAUGUUCGUGGGAUACGGAGUUUCUGUUAUGCAAUUCGCGAAGGAGGAUUUCAGAGGAAGGAAUCCGAUGUUGGCUGUUUUUCCGAGAAUGACCAAGUGUUCCUUGAAGGCAUUUGCUUUGAACGGGAAUGUGGACACCAUUGAAGGACUUUGUAUCCUGCCUCUGAACAUCAUCAAUGAGAAGAUCUACUUGUUCCAGUGGUUCUGGUUUUUCCUGCUUUUUGUGCUGACUGCUGGACUCCUGCUCUACAGGCUGGUUCUGUUUGUCAGCCCCGGUCUGCAAAUCAGAGUCUUGGCGUGUCGAGUGGGGUUCACGGAGAGGAAGCGGCUGGUGCGAGUGUUCAAGCAGCUGUCGGUCGGCGACUGGUUCCUGCUCUACACCCUGGCUCCCCAUCUCAGCUUCACUUCUCUGUCCGACGUCCUGUACGAACUGGACGCCAGAAUCAACUCGAGUUCGACUGGGGAUCGUGACGUCAUCGGUAGUGAUGCCGGAGGAGCUGGAGACGAGCGGAAGAUGCGGUUGAAACUCCGUCCGCCGCCACCGCCGCCCAAACCGUUUUUCAAUCACUACCAGCAAGACGCCGGGAAGAUGAAGCUCAACAAGGAGGAAAUGGAGUUGGUGGAGUUUUCUGCUUGAUGACGAUGAUUCUUGGCGCGGUUUUUUUUUUUUUUUUUUCCUCGCACGUGUCUGAACUUGUUUGUUGUGCUGCGAAAAUCUUGCCUCUGAUCCGGACGAUAGUACGAAAAAAGUAGAAGAAUAUUGAGACGCUGCGAAAAUUAACAGAAUGAGAGAGAGAGAGACUUUUUGUUUCGGGUUCGAAGAAAUCUGACUGUGUGUAUCUUUUGUUCGAAAAAAAAAAUGCUCCUGUUCCGAAGAGAAUGAAAUACAAUACUGUACUUUGA